AUGAUUGCUGCAGAGGAUUUUGGUCGUAAACCAACCCGUGCCAGUGCACCCAGUGCACCUCACUCUCUUAGCAAAAAAAUUGCCGCGUUGGAUCUUCUCUCAAGCGGUAUUCCAAUCGCCACAGCUGCCGCUCAACACGGUAUCACUGUGAACCUCCUUGAGCAGUGGAAAUCAUCUGAAGCUGUUCUCCGCCAGGUUUGUACAUUUUCUUUUUUCUUCUUGGGAAUUAUUAAUCUUACACUAUGCCGUGUUUGUGCGCUUUCGCAUCAUAUCAACAUUUGA
Messenger RNA from Dibothriocephalus latus, 282 nucleotides. NCBI's taxonomy places the organism in Eukaryota, Metazoa, Platyhelminthes, Cestoda, Diphyllobothriidea, Diphyllobothriidae. The record is from the annotation of a GenBank genome assembly.